GUCCUUGCUGACCCUGGACCCCUACCUGAGCCACAAUGGCAGAGCUGCCCACAACAGAGAUGCCCAGGGACACUGCUCUGUGUAGCGGGCGCUUCACCAUCAGCACCCUCCUGGGGGGAGAUGAGUCCCUACCAGCCGCCACCUAUGACACCAGCCACCCCAACCACCUGACCUACGGCAGCACCCUCUACAUGCGCACCUUUGGGUACAACACCAUCGACGUGGUGCCUGCCUACGAUCACUAUGCCAACAGCGCCCUGCCCGGCGAGCCUCGAAAGGUCCGGCCUACGCUGGCCGACUUGCAUUCCUUCCUCAAGCAGGAGGGGAGCCACCUGCACACCCUGACCUUUGACAGCCAGCCCAGUCAUGAGCUGACCAACGGGCUGGUGGAGGACGAGGCGGGCACCCCCAGUGAGAAGAGCCCCGGGGAGCCUGUGCGCUUCGGCUGGAUCAAGGGGGUGAUGAUCCGCUGCAUGCUCAACAUCUGGGGUGUGAUCCUCUACCUACGGCUCCCCUGGAUUACGGCGCAGGCGGGCAUUGUCCUGACCUGGAUCAUCAUCCUGCUGUCUGUUAUGGUGACCUCCAUCACUGGCCUCUCCAUCUCGGCCAUCUCCACCAACGGCAAGGUCAAGUCAGGUGGCACCUAUUUCCUCAUCUCCCGGAGUCUGGGCCCAGAACUGGGGGGCUCCAUCGGCCUCAUCUUUGCCUUUGCCAACGCCGUGGGUGUGGCCAUGCACACCGUGGGCUUCGCAGAGACUGUGCGGGACCUGAUGCAGGAGUAUGGCACACCCAUCGUGGACCCCAUCAAUGACAUCCGCAUCAUUGGUGUAGUCACUGUCACCGUGCUGCUGGCCAUUUCAUUGGCUGGCAUGGAGUGGGAGUCCAAGGCCCAGGUGUUGUUCUUCCUUGUCAUCAUGGUCUCUUUUGCCAACUACUUGGUGGGGACACUGAUCCCUCCAUCUGAGGACAAGGCCUCCAAGGGCUUCUUCAGCUACCGGGGGGACAUUUUUGUUCAGAACUUGGUGCCUGACUGGAGGGGUAUUGAUGGCAGCUUCUUCGGAAUGUUCUCCAUCUUCUUUCCCUCUGCCACGGGCAUCCUGGCAGGAGCCAACAUCUCCGGAGAUCUCAAGGACCCUGCUGUGGCUAUCCCCAAGGGAACUCUGAUGGCCAUUUUUUGGACCACUGUCUCCUACCUGGCCAUCUCAGCCACCAUCGGUUCCUGUGUGGUUCGUGACGCCUCUGGGGACCUGAAUGACACGCUGACCUCUGGCUGGGGUGCUUGUGAAGGGCUGGCCUGCAACUAUGGCUGGAACUUCACCGAGUGCUCCCAGCAGCACAGCUGCCGCUAUGGCCUCAUCAAUUACUACCAGACCAUGAGCAUGGUGUCAGCCUUUGCACCGCUGAUCACAGCCGGCAUCUUCGGGGCCACCCUGUCCUCUGCCCUUGCCUGCCUGGUCUCAGCUGCCAAAGUUUUCCAGUGCCUGUGCCAGGACCAGCUGUACCCACUGAUCGGCUUCUUCGGCAAAGGCUACGGCAAGAACAAGGAGCCUGUGCGUGGCUACCUGCUGGCCUACGCCAUCGCCGUGGCCUUCAUCAUCAUUGCGGAGCUCAACACCAUCGCCCCAAUCAUCUCCAAUUUCUUCCUGUGCUCCUACGCCCUCAUCAACUUCAGCUGCUUCCAUGCCUCCAUCACCAACUCACCCGGGUGGAGACCCUCGUUCCAGUACUACAGCAAGUGGUCGGCGCUGUUUGGGGCAGUUGUCUCCGUGAUCAUCAUGUUCCUGCUCACCUGGUGGGCAGCCCUCAUCGCCAUUGGAGUCAUCGUCUUCCUCCUGCUCUACGUGAUCUACAAGAAGCCAGAGGUGAACUGGGGCUCCUCCGUGCAGGCUGGCUCCUAUAACCUGGCCCUGAGCUACUCUGUGGGCCUCAAUGAGGUGGAAGACCACAUCAAGAACUACCGUCCCCAGUGCCUGGUGCUCACAGGUCCCCCCAACUUCCGCCCUGCCCUCGUGGACUUCGUGGGCACCUUCACCCAGAACCUGAGCCUCAUGAUCUGUGGCCAUGUGCUCAUUGGACCCUGCAAGCAGAAGAUGCCCGAGUUCCGACUCCUUGCCAAUGGGCACACCAAGUGGCUAAAGAAGAGGAAGGUCAAGGCCUUCUACUCAGACGUCAUCGCUGAGGACCUCCGCAGCGGCGUCCAGGUCCUCAUGCAGGCUGCAGGUCUGGGGCGAAUGAAGCCCAACAUUCUGGUGCUGGGAUUCAAGAAGAACUGGCAGUCUGCUCACCCCACCACAGUGGAAGACUACAUCGGCAUCCUUCAUGAUGCCUUUGACUUCAACUACGGCUUGUGUAUCAUGAGGAUGCGAGAGGGGCUCAAUGUCUCUAAAGCGAUGCAGGCACACAUUAAUCCUGUGUUUGACCCAGCGGAGGAUGGCAAGGGAGCCAGUGCCAACGGGGCCAGGCCAUCCGUGACUGGCACAUUGGACCCUGAGGCUCUGGUGCAGGAGGAGCAGACCAGCACCAUCUUCCAGUCAGAGCAGGGCAAGAAGACCAUUGACAUCUACUGGCUCUUUGAUGAUGGAGGUCUUACCCUCCUCAUCCCCUACCUACUCCACCGCAAAAAGAGAUGGGCCAAAUGCAAAAUCCGCGUGUUCAUCGGGGGCCAGAUCAACAGACUGGACCAGGAGAGAAAGGCGAUAAUUUCUCUGUUGAGUAAGUUCCGACUGGGAUUCCAUGAAGUUCACAUCCUUCCUGACAUCAAUCAGAAGCCAAGUGCUGAGCACACUAAGCGGUUUGAGAAUAUGAUUGCGCCCUUCCGCCUAAAUGAUGGCUUCAAGGAUGAGGCCACAGUUGCAGAGAUGAGGCGGGACUGUCCCUGGAAGAUCUCAGAUGAAGAGAUCAACAAGAACAAAGUCAAGUCCCUUCGGCAGGUGAGACUGAAUGAGAUUCUGCUGGAUUAUUCCCCAGAUGCUGCCCUGGUCGUCAUAGGCCAGAGGACACUGGUUUUAUAUCAAGAGGCCUGUGAGCAGGGAGCCCCUUCAGAAGACAGCUGGAACCUUCUCCUGCCACCUCAGUUGCACAACUCCUGAGGCAGGUGGAAGUACCCCACAGUACUGGCAAGACCUUCUUUCAAGAGAGUGAAAGAAGAAUUGUUCCUUUAGGCAGCGAAGUGCCCCUUUAAGGAGAUCAAAAUGGUAUGGGUUCAAAGCAAAGAUGCUCAGUGGCUUUUAGCAGACACAUAGGAAAGUGACAGAUGACUGACCAGAGGGCAUUCACCCCACUAGGCACUGGUGACACGCAGGAACUAGGCAGCCAGCCUGAACCUGACCGAGGAGGCUUCUGUCCUGUCAGUCUAAUGUUCGAGACCCACAAGUGUUCAAAGGCUACUAGCUCCACAUUAACCAGAUAGCAGUAGCAUCUUUUCCCACCAAGUAGCAGUUUGGCCACCAGCAGAAUGGGUCAAGCGAUUAGAAACAUGCUUGGAAAUGUUGGGUAAGGUAGCACCUGCCUGAGAUCCCAGCUGCUCAAAAGACUGAGGCAGGAGGGUUGCUUAAGGCCAGAAAUUCAGUGUGGGCAAUAUAGCGGGACCCCAAUGGGAAGGAAGAAAGGGAGAGGGAGAGAGAAGGAACUGUAUAUUCCCAUGGAUAUUUAGUCAUGGUUUAGGAAUUGUCAGUCCAUUCAGGCUGCUGAAACAAAAUGCCAUACUCUGUGUGGGGCAGGAUGGUGGUAAAAACAAUGGAAAUGUAUUUCUCAUAGUUCUUGAGACUGGGAAAUCCAGUAUCAAAACACCAACUUAUUCAGUGUCUGAUGAGGGCUAGCUAGCUCUCUGGGUCAUAGAUGGCACCUUCCUGCUGUGUCCUCACAUUGUGGAGGGAGCCAGGGAGCUCUCUGGGACCUUCUGUAUUCAUGUGGGCUCCGUCCUCAUGACCUAAUCACUUCCCAAAGGCCCCAGCUCCUAAAAUGUAAUGUCCAACACCAUCACAUUGGGGUACAGAUUUCAGCUGCGAGUCUGGGGAACAUGCCAUAUUCAGAGCACAGCAAAACAGUUAUGCCUGACUUUGGUUCCUCCCAGUCAAACAGUAGGUUGCAUGGAACAUUUACAAUUCCUGUUAUCCUGGGUAGUACGUCUCUUCAGCAGAGGAGUGGGGGAGCACAGAAAGCUUACCACAGGCAGUUGCCUGUCUUUUCCUGGGACUCUCUGUCACUGGAUCCCAGAUGUCACCAGCCCCUGCACGUGCUUUUCCUUAGUGAGAGCUAGCUUUACGUAUCCCUGGACAGCAACAUCCUUUACAGUGCAGUCAGCUGAGCUGAACUUGCUUUGCUUUCCUGUGUCACUUACAGCACUGAAAAAAAUGUCAAAGUGGUGAUGACAAUGCAUUAAGUCAAGGGUGGGCCCUUCUGAGCACCCCAUGGGGCUGUGUAGCUUGCACCCCUGUGAGGCUGACUUUGCUGCAACAGUGCUUCCCAGGGUGUCUGGGGAGAUCAUUUUGUUCUGCAGUGAAAGUGUUCCCUGUUUGCUUGAUUUGAAAAUCAUGCUAAGAAAAGGGCUGGGUUUAGCUCCCUGCUUCUGGCCAGCACCCAGCAGGGAAUGUUCUAGGGUAAGGUAGGUCGCAGGUACAAAUGGGGUCAGAACUCAAGACAGUGGCUUCAUCCUCUCUGGAGGAUGCUGAGAGGUGACCCUUGCUGGCUCCUCUCCCCUCUACCCCAGGACUUCAUAGGUAACCAUGUGUUCAGUCACUGUGGAGAAGAUGCCUGCACACCCUCA
This is a messenger RNA of Cavia porcellus (domestic guinea pig), 4765 nucleotides long. It is a transcript of the gene Slc12a3, whose product is annotated as solute carrier family 12 member 3. NCBI's taxonomy places the organism in Eukaryota, Metazoa, Chordata, Mammalia, Rodentia, Caviidae. Gene Ontology annotation, cellular component: apical plasma membrane. Bases 36 to 3089 code for a protein of 1017 amino acids. The transcript is spliced from 26 exons. The record is from RefSeq and is a predicted model, not a curated record. Gene Ontology annotation, molecular function: sodium:potassium:chloride symporter activity. Gene Ontology annotation, biological process: sodium ion homeostasis; chloride transmembrane transport; chloride ion homeostasis.